GACGAAAAUCCCUCUGUGAUCAGACCUAACAUGGCAGCGCUGGCAGAAGGCCGUCAGUAUGGGCUCUCAUCGUCAAUUUCAUCUCAGGAGCACAAAACUGUGGUCCAAGUUAAGUUAACAGACUCAGCCCUAAAAUCUAUUGACGAAUUCCUCAAAAUCAAGGCUGGCAGUGCUGCAGGCCAACCAACCAUCCAGUUCACGGGCAACACCGGAAUAAUCUGUAUACCAAGUAAUAAUGCCAGUGAUCGUGCACGGACAUUACAGUUCUCGCUGUCCCCGCUGGUCGACUCCAACACCAGCGACUGUGCACACCAGCCAGACACAAAACAUGGCAAUCAUCUCAAUAUGCUGGGUACCAUGUCCCAGAAAAUCGCAAUCCACGCCACCAGUGAUGUUUUCGUGGCCACCAAACAGCGCAUGAACCAAGCAAUAGCUGACACUAACAGUGUGUGUACGCAAGAAAUCAAGCCAAGUGGACGCCACAUUGGACGCAAAAUCAAGAGAGUGAAAGUUGGUCUAGAUCUAAGUUCCAAACCCACCCCCAGUUUAACAAAGCCAACAAAAACUGCUGUAGUGUCAUCCUCUCAUGUUGUUCCCCACGCCUCUUCUGUACGCCCCAGCUCCCUUCACACAGCAUCCCACUCCAUAUCGCCCUACCAGGGUAGUCAUGAUUCUAUGCCCAACUCUUCCAAGGUGACAUCUUCGUCUGUAUCGUCGUCAUCGUCGUCUCCGUUGUCGCAUCACCCGUCAUCGUCAUUGUCUUCGUCCACCCCGUCAUCUGUACCAGCCAGCAACAAAGCCAAGCCUAUCAACCCGGCCAUUGUUGGAGUGCCUAUACGAGACCGGAUUAUACACCUGCUGGCCUUACGCCCUUACAAGAAACCCGAGUUGCUGCUGAGGCUGAAAGCAGAUGGAAUCUUGGAAAAAGACAAAGACACCAUUUCUCAUGUACUACAACAAGUGGCCACAUUUAUCCCACGUGAUAACAAAUACUCGCUGGGCCGAUCUGCUUUUUCCGAUAUACGAACAGACUGGAAGUUCUACACUGAGGCGGACAAGGAACUCGUGAAAAAAAAAUUGGACAACCUGUCACCAGCCUCGUCUCCUGCCUCAAUUCAAAGAUCCCCAGACAGUCUGAGCAACUCUCAGAAACGGUCCAGUGAAUCUUUCCCAGAUCUACUUCCAUCCAAAAAACAGCGCAUCUCCCACGCCACGGCCAAACCGAAGAAAGAAAACAAGCCUUUGAUUGGUGAGGUCCUCAAACGUGACCAACACCUCACUGUCAACGGCCAAGACCACUCGCACAAGAAGGAAAAUAUUGAUGAGCGAGUCCAAGUCGCCACAUCCACCUCUGACAAUCCUGAUUAUAUGAAUACAUACCACCCGAUCUCCACUGCUGAGCAGCGUCAACGCUACAAACAGGAGUUUAAUACCGAGUACGAGGAGUACAGAGGGUUACACAUGAAUGUAGAAAAAGUGUCGAAGAAGUUCAUGGACUUCGAGGUCAUGCUUAAAAAAGCAGAACCUGGAUCAGAUAAUUAUGAGAAUUUGAAGAACAAGAUUCGAAAGGAAUACAAACUGCAAAAAAGUGAUGUAAAAUACAUUGAUCAAAAGAAGCGGUUUGACUAUUUACACAAGAAACUUGGCUUCAUAAAACAGCUGAUCCUCGAGUACGAUCGUCUGCAGACAAGUGGGGACUCCUAAUGAAGGCUAAAACCUUCUAAUAUUGCUCAAAUCUGGUCUCCGUACACUUUGGAUUAUGUGAUCUCCAUCUCUGAGAUGGAAGACCUGGCUCGCCUCAGGACCUGGUAAUUAGAUCUGUGCAACAGCUGUCGAUGUAAAGCUAUGCUCGAUUUCUGACUGAGAAAGAAAAAAAAAUGCUUGCCUGGCAAACCGUUCUGUUAAUGGUAUUUUCUCACCAUUAAGGAAGAGGACAAACAAGAUAGAAGAUUUCUCUAACUUGGUGUGGCGGGCAUGUUUUCUGGAUCAUGUAACUGCCAAAUCUUAAUUUAGGUUGGCAUAAAAACAAAACAAAAAGUCUUAUGUGUUCAUUUAACCUUGUACAGUAUUUCUCAGUUUACCUCUGUCAUUGAGUGCCUUGGAUAUCCCCGCUGGGGUGUUCAACCAUGAUAAUUAGGAAAAAAAUAACUUGGAAUUUAACUUAUGCUUAGUUGAUAUGCCAUGCCCUACUUUCACAAAAUAAUUAUCUACUCUUGUGUCAGUAAUGUCGUAAAAUAUCAAAGUUUAAUGCAAUCACAUAAAAAUGGUGUCUCUUCGUUACUUGGUACUGGAAUUAGAACUUAUAUUAUGAUGUGCCCUGAUUUGGUUUUUUUGAAGAUUUUUCUUAGUUAAAAUGCAAAAAGGGCAUGUAAAUAAAACACUUAAUUGUCUGCAGAUGAAGAUUUGUAUUAUUUGAAAAUAAUUUAUUGAAAAGGUACAAAGUUUAUAAAAAUAUUAUUGAUACUUGAAAUUGCUUACAUGUAGCAACUGUGUAUAUUAUUUGAAAGUUUUACAAGAGAGUGAGAAUGUGUCCUGUGGAUUUCCAUUUCAUAUUUAUAAUUAAGCUCAAAAUACUUAUAUGCAUAUUAAUUUAUUGUUCAAAAAACUUAUUUAUUACAAUAUUAAUAUUUAUACGGAAUCCUUUAAUGAUGAGGUAUAUUGUUUCAUUCUUAUUAACUCAUAUGUCUUACUUCGACCAGUUGGCCUUAUGCUUAGGUGCAACAUUCGUCCUCUUAAAAGACUUCUUCUCAAGAACAGUUUAACAGAUUUGAAGGUGGUAUGGAGCAUCCCUGGGUCGAUAGGCAAGGCCUAAUGGGGGAAGAGCGUAGAUGUUUUAGUGUAUUGCUUGUUAGUAGUCUAAGUUACAAAGUUCAGAUUUUUAUUAAAUAUAGAACAUGGCAUAACUGGUAUGGGGAAUCAUUGUCAGAAAAUGUAAUUUUGUCAGAUUUGAAUCAUAUUUAAUGUGUAUUUGUCCCUAUAAAUUCUUUCUGUUAUCUAACGCACACAAAAAUGCAUAACUCGUUCACCCCUGAAAUUUCAUAAUGAACUAUUCCAACCUUUGAAUUGGACGAGUUCAAAUAUGUCUUCAGGGGUGAAUGAGUUAAUUUUUCACACAAGAACUAGUUAGUGUAGAUUUGUCAAUGUCGAAUACAGUGUAAAUUUGGCAAUGUGGAACACUUUUAUCACGAGGUGUAUACAUAGAAAACAUCAACAGAUUAUUAAACAUAUCAUAGUAUGUAGUGUAAACAUCCAGAAGGGGAGCUAUGGAGACAGGUUGUGAGGAUACUGAUAGAAUUAGUAUAGAGGCAUUACCAACUAUAUUUUUGUUAAAUAUAAUGCCUUAAUGUUGAAUUCACCAUGUAAACUUAUCAACAAUGUAUACGUAUUAUAUCAAAGAUAUCAACCAAGGAAAUUUUUAAAAAUAUCAGGAAUGUAUGCUUGUGAAAAUCAUACACCAUGUAAACUUGUGAAAGUCAUACACCAUGUAAACUUGUGUAAGUCAUACACCAUGUAAACUUGUGUAAGUCAUACACCAUGUAAACUUGUGAAAGUCAAACACCAUGAAAACUUGUGAAAGUCAUACACCAUGAAAACUUGUGAAAGUCAUACACCAUGAAAACUUGUGUAAGUCAUACACCAUGUAAACUUGUGAAAGUCAUAAACCAUGUAAACUUGUAAACUGUCAAAUACUACCAAAAACAUCAACCAUACAAGAUUUUCCUGAUCAGAGAGGCCAGUGCUACAUGUACACACAGUGCUAAUAGUGAAUGUGUUCUGACUGAAAGUGUUGGAUGGAAACUAAUAUAAGAUGGAUGUGGGGUGAGAGAAGUCUUACACACAGUUGCUACAUGUGCAAUUUAACUUUUUCUUGAUCAAACAGGAUGUUAUAUUUUUCAAGGUUUCAUUAAGUUGACCUUUGUCUGCCAAAGGUAAUUAUAAAAAAUGUUAUUAAUUGUUAAAUUAUUGUACUACACAAAUAUAUGCUGAUGUAGAUGGCUGAUCAGGAGGUAUCAUUGAAUAGUUAUUCCAAAUUGUGAAACAUUUGUGUUUUAAUCAAGGGAGAUAACUAUUGACACCAAUCCCUGGUACAACGUGUAAGAUACCUUACAGCCUUAAGUGAAGACUAUUCUGCCGGUGCUGUCUAGUUGUAAUGGUAGGAUCAACAAUAUUGAUAACAUUUUGUAAUGUACUUAAGGACACAUGCUACCUUUAUAUUCAUCUUAACUCUUUCACCACUAUAAACCAUAAUGGACUCAUUCAUAUUGAUGCAUGGUAGAGUCUACUAAAGUUACAUAGUGGUGAAAGGGUUAAAGAGUUCCAUAUGAAAGAUUUAUAAAUGGAACUUUAGACUUGGUUGAUAUACUGAGAUUGAAAACAUGCAGCAGAGUCUGAGUGUAAAUCUCAAUAAUACUCUACAUAUACAGCUUCUGAUUUAGGCCUAACAAAAUAAUUUUCAUGUUUCCACAUUUGGCUUUUAAAAAAAAUGUAUGUAGGUAAACAAAACUUCUUAUUUUAAUAAUAUUUACAAAGGUAACAUUGAGACAGCAUUCCAAAUUUUAACAGUGCUCAUUGAAAUUAGUAAAAAUAAUCUAGAGCAGGUUGUGAAAUCUGGUGCAAAUAGGGAAAGUGGAAGCAACUCUUCCUCUCUAUUAUUGCCUUAUUAACUCAUGAUCAUUCACCCAUGUAGACACAUUUGAACUCCUCCAAUUCAAAGGCUGGAAUAGCUCAUUAUGAAAUUUCAGGGGUGAAUGAGUUAAACAGUGUUUAUUUACGAGAAAGAAAAGUACUCAAGUAUGUAAGGUAGCAUAUAUCCUUAAUAAGGUCGUGUUCGUCAAUUUGCAGACAAAAUUUAAGUCUUAAUUGUUUCAUUACAGCUGUCGUUAUAGAUUACGGUCAGCCAGUUACAAAACUUGUUUAUUUAAAUAUGUUGCUCUAUCAUUGUUUAUUCUUUGUACACAACAGCUGUUGCACAGUUUCCUACAAAUUGUUCAAUUUCAUAUAAUGAAAUGUUUAUGUAUAAUUAAUUGCAUAGCAUUGUAAUAGCCCUUCCACUUUAAUUGAAAACUUUUUUUGUUUUAAUUCGAUGAAAUGUCUCCUGGACAAAUAUGCUGGUAUGUUGAUCUGCGUGUGUGAAUGUGUAUGUACAUGAAUGGGGUGUGUUUAUUGUAAAAUCUUACAAUUCGCAUCAUAAUAUCCUAAGUUGUAUCUUAUAAUUACACAUGAUUAUAACAUAUUUUCUUACAAUGAAAUUAAGUCUCUUCUACUUGGUUGAAGGUUGAGUCUAUUUAUAGAAAUGUUUGUCGUGUCCGUGAUGUAACUGUGAUGUCGGUGAUAAUGUGUCCGGAGAGUCUGCCACGGAUUUGGUAUUCCAUUAGCAGUGUUCAGAAUAAAAAUCAGAAUUUAGUUUCCCCCAAAUAACAGUCAACAUAAUUAUGUGAACCAUGUUUUAUAGAAAAUAUGUACAUGCAUGUGUAAUGUGUAAAACUAAAGUAAUACAGUUAGCCUGUCAACUAACCUGAACUAUCUUUCGUUUACAAAAACAAUAAUUUCAAGCCAUACAGAACUUUUACGCAUGGAAAUUGAUAUACCUGGUAAAUGUUUGCUAGGACAGACACUAUAGAAGGGAGAUAACUGAGUAGCUUACAUAUAAUUCCAGGAUGUGCUCACAAAUCAAGAUUUGCAUGGAACCCCACAUUAGUUCCUGCAUUAUUAGAUAAACCUAUCUGCUCACUGAGAAAUAAUUAUGAGAUAAACCUAUCUGCUCACUGAGAAAUAAUUCUUAGAUAAACCUAUCUGCUCACUGAGAAAUAUAUGUAACAGAGUCAUUAUUUUUCAAAACCUCCGCUAGGAGUCGAACCCGGGACCUCUGGUUUACUAGUCUUACGCUCGACCGAAUGAGCUAAAGAGAAAUUCUCCCAAGCCAAUCGGUAGGAAGCAUCUAGUAUUUUACCAGGUUGACAUAUAUUAUUAAAGGGAGACAACUUGAACAGGCUUAUAUGAAAUUCCAUGGUCUGCUCUGUUCACAAAUCAAACCUUAAAUAGGAGACAAGACAUUGAGUGCAUUGUCAUUUGGCCUUUUUUAAUUUACUCCGGACCCUGUACAUCAACCAGGAAGUGUCUUAGGCUACAUUAGGGUAUUAUAUUUAUAAUGCUUUGCGAUUGUGGUGGAUUUCAUAUAAGCAGCUAACUCAUCCACCCCUCAAAUUUCAUAAUGAACUAUUCCAAUCUUUGAAUUGAAAGAGUUCAAAUGUGUCUUCAGGGGUGAAUGUGUUAAUCUGGGAAUUUUAUCACAGUUGCUAUAGUUUGCUAGACUAUCGAUAGUGUCAGUAUAUUUUGUUCAUAAAAGUGACACUCUGCUUCUAAAUUAGUAUAUCUGCUACACAGAAUUGACACAAAAUUUGGUUAUCCAAUGACCUGCCCAGAGCCCCAGUUUAUUACAAAGGAAAACACAAGUACCACUUUGUCAUGUUUUACAAAAAAACUUUCUUUCAUACAAAACAUAUCCGACAUAUUCAAAGUGAAAAUAAAUACAAGAUUAAUCUUAAACUUUGAUUUUUCAAGUGAUAAUAAUUUUUCGCUAUUUUCAAGGUGUAUGUUUUUUCACAUUUUUUUUUAGGUCAAAUGAAAAGAUAUUUCAUUUCUGAAAAUAUGUGAAAAAGCUCAUUAUUCUACAAAAAGAAAAACACUUAUCCUGCAAAUUAAUUGUAAAUUCAUGGAAUAUUAUUAAACCAAUGAUGAAAUACUGUUCCCAAGUACCUGUUCACAGUACAUGUUUUAUGUAAAUGAUAAAGGAAAAAUAAGGCUAUUAAUACAAUGUAUAUGUAAAUCAUGUUUAUUUCAGAACAUGAUUGCUGUCAAUUAUGUCUUUCAUAGGGUACGUACAUUUCCAUCAAUUUGCGAGGAGAUUUAACCAUGUAGACAGUCAAUGUUGUAUACAAAACAAUAUGUAUUACAAAGAGCAGGGCAUGUUAUAAAAAUGUCAUCUUGUGUUAAUGUGAUAUUUAACUUCUUCCACAAAGGUUCAAGUGUUUGAUAAUGUUUAAAUAUUUACGUAAGUAGUCUAAAAUUUGUGCCAUGUUCUUCAAAACCUGAUAACCUUAAUAAAUUUUCAUAACACCAUUUAUGAAAAAUAUCUCGCAUUUCGCAAUUUUUUUUAUUUUUUUGUCAUUGGACAAUAAUCUUGAAUCUCUAAAGAAUAUAAUUAUUUUUAAAUCUUUACAUCUAAUGAGAGAUUUGCAUUAGUUUUUAGUGAACUAGUUCAGAGUCGAACAACAGGGUCUGGAACUUACACCAAGCUACAAUUUAAUCUGCGAGAUUUUCAUAAUUGUUGAUGUGAAACUUCAACAGGUUUGUUCUUGAAUUAAGAAUUAUCAGUAUUAGAUAUUUGACACCAUAUAAAUGUGUUGCUAUAUUUAUGUUUGAACAGAAAAAAAUCAGUAAAAAAAAUCAUUGAAUUAAGUGUCAUGGACGUUAUGAAUCGUGAUACAACCUUUCAUUUCUACAGUGUGUGUAUAUUCACCAAACUUGUCGAGGGGAAAAAUUGACAGUGUUGUAAUAGCCGCAUAAUUUUAUUUUUGUUAUGAUCUAGUCUUGUCUGGCAGACAACUGAUGCUAGUUUCUGCUUGUUUCAUUUGUCUUUGUGGGAAAACUCAUCGAGAGUAAUAAAACUAAUUAUGACUUCUGUAUUCUGUCAAAUACUUAGUAAUCGCCAAAAAUGUGGAAUAUACAAUGGGUGUCUUGUGGAAUAUACAAUGGGUGUCUUGUGGAGAGUCACUGUUCUGUAAGUUUGCCUGUUUUUGCGUUAUUGCUAGCCAAACCAUGGUAUAGUGAUGUUAUUGUGUUCAUUCAGCAACUCUUAUUGUAAAAAUGAAAUACUUAAGGCUGUAUGCUACCUAACUAUGACAAUUGCAUUGUAUCUCCACACGAAAGAGUUUGACAAAUCUAAAAUGUCCAAGGAAUGGUAGUUACUGUUUGUAUUUUUAGCAGAUGAAUGCACAAGAAUGCACUGAUUUUAUUGAUAUAGUUAAUCUCCUUUGUAAGGUAGCAUACAACCUUAACAUGUAAGGUGGCAUACAGCCUUAAUGUGUAAGGUAGCAUACAGCCUUAAUAUGUAAGGCGACAUACAACCUUACUAUGUAAAGCAGCUUACAGCCUUAAUGUGUAAGGUGACAUACAACCUUAAUAUGUAGUGCCAGCACUGUAAAACCCUUGCUUCUCUAACCUGCUGUGUACUUUUAAUAGAUUUUCUUUUAAGGGGAACGUCUAAACAGCUUUGAAAAAAUAUGUGCAUUUUUCCCCCCGCAUGAUGCAUUAGGAAAUUGAAGGGGGGAAAUCCACAGUUUUAAUGAAAGUUUUUAUUGACGUGCUAACAUGACAGUAUUUGUCCAAUCGCAUGGAAUCAUGACAAUGUUUGUCCAAUCAAAUGCCCAAUAUGUCGACUGACAGGAGGUCAAAGUUCAAUCUGUGUUGGUAGUCUGUGUCUAUGGUGGUGUUGUUUGAGUACAUAUAAUGUACACUAUUCUACUUGGUGUCACAUCACAUCUAUUUUAGGCUAGAUGAUCUGUGGUCUGGACAGCAGAGUUCAGAUAUUGCAUCUUUUUUGGAACACUCAAAAAAGUAUUUUUAUGCUGACAAACAAACUUCAAUUUUACAUUUGGGUAUGUUUGGAUUUAUUUAAAUAGUUUUAGAACUGACACUUAUAUUUCCUUUUCUUUUCUCUCUAAUAUUUGCAAUUUUCUCCAAGUUGUAAUAAAAAUGGUGUUGGGUUACCUCCCUUGCCAUGUUAAAUCUGGGUAUGAACAAGGCUUUUUUCCCAAUAUCUUAAAAUAAAUUGUGUGUUUCUGUAUAUAUUUUUAUCUUCUAUGUUAUUGUUUUUAUUUUUGAAGAAGAAAGAUUUAUUUUUUUUGAAUUUUUUUUAGUGAGUAAUCCAAAAAUGAAUGCAUUAUCACAAUUUUACUGUUCAGACUACUUAAUGCCUAAUGGUGCUCUGUUCAGGACCAGCUAAUAUGUAAAAAGGUGAAAGGUCAUUUUUAUGCAUGUUUCAGAUCCAUUCCUUAGAGGUUAUUAGUAGAAUAGUCAUUAUUACUGAAAA
This is a messenger RNA of Mizuhopecten yessoensis (Yesso scallop), 9091 nucleotides long. RefSeq names its product RNA polymerase II elongation factor ELL-like. Gene Ontology annotation, cellular component: transcription elongation factor complex. Bases 31 to 1704 code for a protein of 557 amino acids. Gene Ontology annotation, molecular function: cis-regulatory region sequence-specific DNA binding. Gene Ontology annotation, biological process: snRNA transcription by RNA polymerase II; positive regulation of transcription elongation by RNA polymerase II; transcription elongation by RNA polymerase II. The transcript has 12 exons. The record is from RefSeq and is a predicted model, not a curated record. NCBI's taxonomy places the organism in Eukaryota, Metazoa, Mollusca, Bivalvia, Pectinida, Pectinidae.